Molecule: messenger RNA, 1275 nt
Organism: Hansenula ciferrii
Lineage: Eukaryota; Fungi; Ascomycota; Saccharomycetes; Phaffomycetales; Wickerhamomycetaceae
Gene: APM1
Product: Apm1p
Exons: 1
Coding region: 1-1275 (424 amino acids)
Biological process (GO): vesicle-mediated transport; intracellular protein transport
Cellular component (GO): clathrin adaptor complex; clathrin-coated vesicle
Molecular function (GO): clathrin-cargo adaptor activity
Source: RefSeq, a predicted model, not a curated record
AUGGCCUCUGUGAUACAUUUCUGUGACAUCAAGGGGAAAUCACUUCUCUCGAGAGACUACAAGGGAGACAUACCUUCAAAUGCUGUGGAAAAAUUCCCAUUUUUAUUAGUUGAAUCUGAAGAUGAUCCAGUUUCAGCAUCACCAGUUUUACAAUUUAAUGGUAUAAAUUAUCUUUAUAUUACACAUAAUAAUUUAUAUUUGUUAGCAUUGACCAAAUCAAAUAAUAAUGUUGCACAAAUUUUCUUAUUUUUACACAAGAUUGCAAAUGUUCUUACAGAUUAUUUUAAAGAAUUAGAAGAAGAAUCAAUUAGAGAUAAUUUUGUUAUAAUAUAUGAAUUAUUAGAUGAAAUGAUGGAUUUUGGAUUCCCACAAAUUACUGAAACUAAGAUGUUAAAAGAAUAUAUUACACAAAAAUCAUUUGCAUUAGAAAGAACUAAACAAAGUUUUGGUCCACCAAGUGCAUUAACAAAUGCUGUAUCAUGGAGAUCUGAAGGUAUUAUGUAUAAGAAAAAUGAAGCAUUUUUAGAUGUUGUGGAAAGUAUUAAUAUGUUAAUAAACCCACAAGGGAAAGUGCUUAGAUCGGAAAUUUUAGGUAAAAUUAGAAUUAAAUCACAUUUAUCAGGUAUGCCAGAUUUAAGAUUAGGUUUAAAUGAUAAAUUAAAUAAUAAUUCCAAAGGAGUGGAAAUGGAAGAUGUUAAAUUUCAUCAAUGUGUUAGAUUAAGUAAAUUUGAAAAUGAAAAAAUUAUUACAUUUAUCCCACCAGAUGGAGAAUUUGAAUUAAUGAGUUAUAGAUUAUCAACACCAUUAAAACCAUUAAUUUGGGUUGAUUGUAAAAUUUCAAAACAUUCAAAUAGUCGUAUUGAAAUUCAUGCAAAAGUUAAAGCACAAAUUAAAAAAAAAUCUACAGCAAAUAAUGUUGAAAUUCAUAUACCAAUACCUGAAGAUGCAGAUAGUCCAAAAUUUAAAUAUUCAAAUGGUUCAUUAAAAUGGGUCCCUGAAAAAUCAAUAAUUGUUUGGAAAAUAAAACAAUUCCAAGGUGGUAAAGAAUAUGCUAUGAAGGCAGAAUUAGGAUUACCUUCAGUUUCUAUAGAUGAUUCAAGUUUUAAAGUUAAAAGACCAAUUCAAGUUAAAUUUCAAAUUCCUUAUUUUACAACAAGUGGAAUUCAAGUACGUUACUUAAGAAUUAAUGAACCAAAAUUACAAUAUCAAAGUUACCCUUGGGUUCGUUAUAUCACACAAAGUGGUGAUGAUUAUACAAUUAGAUUAAAUGAAUGA